This is a messenger RNA of Acanthoscelides obtectus, 879 nucleotides long. NCBI's taxonomy places the organism in Eukaryota, Metazoa, Arthropoda, Insecta, Coleoptera, Chrysomelidae. The record is from the annotation of a GenBank genome assembly.
CCCGUAUUGUAAACGCAGUAGCUUAUUGACAGGUACUUAAACAAAAAUAUCCCUAUUUAUUAAAGAAAUGGGAUUGCAUUUUCAAAUAUCUGAAAAUCGUGCCUUCACUUCUCGUUGAGAUAAAGUCUACGCCAAGUCGUCACUCGUCAUUGCCUGUGGGAGUAAUAAAAAUUGAAUCAUCAUACGCUUGCCAAAAUGCUACCUCCGCAUUUCGUCACCAGGAACAUCAAACACUUGAUUGAAUUAAAUUAACACACGUGUUUAUUAACUGAAAACAAUAAUCAAGAUUUUACAUGUAUUGUUAUUAAUUGCGUUAAGAGCUUAUUAAAUUUGUUUCAUUACCUAGGUAGUAUAAAAACUGUUGUAAGUACAGGGUAGUCAGUCCUCGUGCGCUUGUAUAGUAGUACAUCAUCAGACAAUAUGUACAAAUUGUUAUUCAUUUUGCUUAUCGGACUCAUCGGCUUCCAGGUAGCACUGGGACAAAAAGAGGAAGAAUCUGAACGGAGGGGUGGAUUCAAGGUAGCUGUAAGUCCCCAACCCCACUUUGGCAGCGCGAUCGAUAAAGUUACUGACUUGAUCCCUAGUCGCUCAAUUAUCUUCGGGAAAUGCAAAGGCCUUGCUAUCAGGUUGCUUGAGUUGAUAUUGUCACCCUUUAAUCGAUGUCAUUGUGGUACCACAUAUGUGAGGCCGCCAGUGAAAAUAGAACGCAAGAUAGUAGACCAGAAGGUCACCAACCCCUUCGGGUUCUUUAAAUCAGAACCCAACAAAUUGGCACCGACAGAGUGACAUGACAGAUAACUGAUAAUAUAUGUAGAUGAAUUUAUUUAUGUUGGCAGUUCAAUGAAGCAAUAAAGCAAUGACCAAAAAAAGCCUAUGGAU